Molecule: messenger RNA, 264 nt
Organism: Leptosia nina
Lineage: Eukaryota; Metazoa; Arthropoda; Insecta; Lepidoptera; Pieridae
Source: the annotation of a GenBank genome assembly
AUGUUUGCUAUUAUCACGCUUUAUCGCAGCCUUGCCUGGCCGGACUUGGAACCGGUUGCAGCGAGGUUGCUGCACCAAGUCAACCAGACCCCUCCCCGUACCCAGUCGGCCUACAACAUCAUGACAGAUAGCGAUCAAGUUACGCUGGUCACGCGCACCGAGCGAUCUCACGUCAGUUCUGGCUACGCGAUCACGCAGUUGCGUGUACUUACUUGGUCUCGACGUUUUUUAAAUUUCGAAUUCUGGUUUCGGGGUAUUUGGUAG